UCCGCUGAGCUCAGCCAAUAGGAAGCGGACAGGAGUUGCUUCCCGCAGAACGGUCGUGGCCGCAGUGGCAGCUUCAGAAAUGUUUUAUAAACUUUUGAUAGUUGUUUUCCUCGCUGUUAGUUUGCACGGCACGCCAUCAGAUGGGCAGAAAAAGAAGGAGACCCUGCUGUCGGAGAAGGUCAGUCAGAUGAUGGAGUGGACCAGUAAGCGCGCUGUGAUCCGACUGAACGGAGAGAAGUUCAGGAGGCUGAUCCGAGCUCCUCCACGCAACUACUCCGUCGUCAUCAUGUUCACGGCACUGCAGACUCAGAGACAGUGUGCCGUCUGCAAACAGGCGGACGAGGAGUACCAGAUCCUGGCGAACUCUUGGCGUUAUUCCAGUGCAUUUACUAACCGGAUUUUCUUUGCGAUGGUGGAUUUUGAUGAAGGAUCAGAUGUUUUCCAGAUGCUCAACAUGAACUCGGCUCCGACGUUCAUCAACUUCCCGGCUAAAGGCAAGCCCAAGCGCGCGGACACGUACGAGCUGCAGGUGCGAGGCUUCGCCGCGGAGCAACUGGCCCGAUGGGUGGCGGACCGCACUGACGUCCACAUCCGGGUGAUCAGGCCCCCGAGCUACGCCGGGCCGCUGAUGCUGGGUUUGCUGCUGGCCUUCAUCGGCAGUCUGGCUUACCUGCGCAGAAACAACCUGGAGUUCCUGUUCAACAAGAACGUCUGGGCUUUCUCCGCACUGGUGGGACCUUGACCUUUAUGUUUCA
Molecule: messenger RNA, 755 nt
Organism: Rhinichthys klamathensis goyatoka
Lineage: Eukaryota; Metazoa; Chordata; Actinopteri; Cypriniformes; Leuciscidae
Gene: magt1
Product: magnesium transporter 1
Exons: 5
Coding region: 80-742 (220 amino acids)
Cellular component (GO): oligosaccharyltransferase complex
Source: RefSeq, a predicted model, not a curated record